Messenger RNA from Callorhinus ursinus (northern fur seal), 1102 nucleotides. It is a transcript of the gene CENPM, whose product is annotated as centromere protein M. The record is from RefSeq and is a predicted model, not a curated record. Lineage: Eukaryota; Metazoa; Chordata; Mammalia; Carnivora; Otariidae.
GCAUUCCCUCCUUGGCUGCGCCUCCGCUGCCCGCUCCUCUGCGCUCUCUCAGGUUCUGGAGCGCGUUUUUCAGGCCGGGGUGUGGUGGGCGGGAGAGGCACACUCUGAACCAAUUGGAGUAGCCGCCCUCUGAGGCUGAAGGACGCCCCCACCAAUAGGUGCGCGGCGGGCUCUUUCCCCGCUUCUGAUUGGUGGGGCUGCUGGGCGGGGAGACUGGGCAGGGUCCCGGGAGGCUGAGUUCCGCGCGGGCCGGGUAAUGUGCUUCCCGGGGUCGCUGGUCCGGCCGCCCGAGGGAGGGUCCCGGGAGGUAAGAAGUGCUGUGCGGACUGGACCGGAGCGGCUGCAGCCUGGGCCCUCACCCCGUGCCUGGCGGAGCCCUCUCUCGCUGGUGGGCACGGAAGAUGCUCUUCUGCAGCAGCUGGCCGACUCGAUGCUCAAGGAGGACUGCGCCUCGGAGCUGAAGGUCCACCUGGCAAGGUCCCUCCCUCUGCCCUCUAAUGUGAAUCGGCCCCGAAUUGACCUGAUCGUAUUCGUGGUCAACCUUCACAGCAAAUACAGCCUCCGGAACGUGGAGGAGUCCCUGCACCAUGUGGACACCACCUUCUUCCUCGGGAAGGUGGGCUUCCUCAUCACAGGCGCUGCCAAGGCAGACAUUCCAGCCCGCGGCCCCCACGGUUUCUCCGCAGCUGGGCGGGAGGGCCACUGCAGCAUUCACCGGAACACCGUCGUGAGGCUGGCCCGCACCUACCGGAGCCCUCUGCUCUUCUGCGACCUGGAGGUGGAAGGCUUUCGAGCCACGGUGGCCCAGCGCCUGGUACGCAUGCUGCAGAUCUGCGCGGGCCACGUGCCCGGUGUCUCGGCCCUGAACCUGCUGUCCCUGCUGAGGAGCUCUGAGAACCCCGCCCUGGAGGACGUGUGAGAGCCGCCGGCCCCCCGAGCUGGCCCUCCCCACGGCCCGGUGCCUGGCGCGGGAGACUUCCGCUGUUGCCUGCCGGGCUCUGGGUCAGCGGUCGGUUCCCCGCACGGCCCAGCCUCGGAGCCCCGCUGGUGGGAAUGCAGCCCCCUCCCCGCCAUGCUCUUCAUCCACUGGCCGGGCUCCCUC